GGACCGUUCGCCCAAAUGGCAUGAUAGAAAAGAUAACUUGUUAUUUGCAGGUCGCCACUGUAGCAACAUAGUUGAAUGGAACAUAAGUAACAAUGAGUGGAAAUGUCGGCGAUCUCAGUCAGAAUCAAAAGGACAUUUUGGAACAGUUCAAGAACACAGUGAAGGACAUAUUAAAACCAGAGCAUGAUGAUUAUUAUGUUCUCCGAUGGCUGAGAGCCAGGAGUUUUGAUUUGAAAAAAUCUGAAACAAUGAUCAGAAAUGAUUAUGCAUGGAGGAAGCAGAUAGGGGCUGACACAAUACGGGAAGACUUCAAGCUCCCGGAGGUUUUACAGAAGUACUACAUCGGGGGCUUCUGUGGCUAUGACAACGAGGGGUGUCCUGUGUGGUACGAGCCAUUUGGCCACAUUGAUUUGAAAGGUGUUCUGCGGUCGGUGAAGAAGAUGGAGAUCAUGAAGAUGAAGGUCCAGCAGAUGGAGAAGAUCUACCACUAUUUCAGGACAGCUGAAGAAAAGGGUCACAAGGUUCCUGCUCAGAUCAUCAUUGUGUUUGACCUGGACAAGUUUAGCAUGAAGCACCUUUGGAAGCCAGGGGUGGAUGUGAUGUGCGACCUCAUCACCAUGUUCGAAGACCACUACCCAGAAACACUAAAAUCAUCCUACAUUAUAAAUGCUCCUCGUAUAUUCCCAAUCGCCUACAAUCUAUUUCGACCAUUUCUCAGUGAAGGAACCGUGAUGAAAGUCCAGAUUCUUGGCUCCAACUACAAGGAGGUGCUAGCACGCAACAUCCCACCCCAGGAGCUGCCCAUCUACUAUGGGGGAUCCAAGAAUGAUCCAGAUCCAAGAUGUACCAACCAGAUCUGCUUUGGUGGGGAAGUCCCUGAGUCCUACUAUGUCCAGCAGAUCACUGACCUGUCUGGCUUCACAGAGUCCACCAUCGGCCGGGGCUCGUCUCUACAGGUGGAUUACGAAAUUAAAGUAAAGAACAGUGCCAUCAGAUGGCAGUUUAAAACUGAUGGGUUUGACAUCGGAUUUGGAGUUUAUCGUCGUACAAAGGACGGUCGCCAGAAAGCAGGUGAUAUGGAGGCUGUGAUGGCGACGACAAGGGUCAACAGUCACCUGGUGCCUGAAGAUGGCAGUCUCACUUGCAGGGAGACAGGCACUUAUGUGGUUCGAUUUGACAACACAUACAGCUGGACUCGGGGGAAGAAGAUCUUCUACCAGAUCGAAGUCCUGGAGCCUGACGUGACAGACCUCCAGAUGCCAAGAUCUCCAUCCCAAGACAGCAACAACACAUUCUUUGACACAGUCAGCAGCUAACCUCAACUCUAUCAGUGAUUUAGGAAAUAAUUAUAUCUCCACAAACUACUGAUGACAUAUGACUUAUAUACAAUGUUAGCUCAGACAUCUAAGACGCCACAAUUUGCUGUGCUCAGUUGCAUCCCAGGGAUGACAGACACAUAUCACUAUGGGUUUGAAUCCCAGGGUGUCCCAGAUAUGAUACCUCCCGGUUUAUUGUUAUGCCAAGGAAUUCCGUCAGUCUGUCCAUCUGAAGAUAAUUUUGUUCAGCUAAUAACUUGAAACUGCUGUUUGGAUUAUUUGCAAACUUGAUCACACUCUUUGUCUGAAGGAAAGGUGUAGUGCAAAUUUUUAUAAUGAUGUUUUUAUUUGUUAAAGAAUUACAGCAAUUUACAAAUUUGAAUUUAGACACCAAUAACUUGAAAACUGUUGAACCCUGUCAUUCUAUCCUCUGGAUUUGUGAUGUUGAACAUGAAUAUACAUCUAGUGUUGAUGAUGACCGGUUUCACACAAAUAACAAAUUCUGAAAUGACAAGAAAAUAAUGUUAUGAAUGGAUGACCCCAUUCACACCUAACCACAACUGAAACUUUGAAUUUUCAACAGUUUUGUGUUUAUCCUGAUCUAGUUUGUGCUCUCUAAGGAUUAUCAGGGGGGGUUUAAGCACAUGAUGUAAGUUUUGUUUCAAGAAAUUUAAAUGUAUUUUCAUUAAGGUACUUACAAUUGGGCGUGUUUGUAUGUAUUCUUGUAACCGGGAUAUUGGUGUGGGGGGAUUUUUUACGCUAUGUUGUUACAUAUGCUGAUAUUUUAUGUCUUAGUACCCAAGGAUAAUGAGCAGUUUAGUUUGAUAUUUUUAACAGUAUUGUAGCAAUCACAUAUGAUCCAUGAGCUUAUUGGAUUUGGAAACGAUGUAUUCAAUAUUUGCACAGACCAAGCUGACUAAUACUGGUGUGAAAGUGUCUGUGUUUGAUGGGAUCAAGGACGAUGUCAGGAUCAGGGGAAUAAACAUAUCUCAAGGAGUACAACAUUCAGGGACAUAUCAGGGCAUGUUUAUUGUAUUAGAUGGUCAUGACUGGCAUGACAUGGGACAACUGUCAUGUCUUGUUGCCAUGCCAACACAGGGCUAAUUAUUCAGGUUAUUCUUAAGUGUGGAUGAUACGGUCAGCAAUUGUGGUAAGAGGAUGGUCAGUUUCUUGAUAAAAUAUUUGUCAUUGUUUUAAGGAUUAUUUAGUGUGGCCAACAUUUUAAUAAGGAUGUGAUUACAUUCAUAUUUUGACUUCACAGAGACAGGAUUAUCUUAGGAAUGUGGAUGCCUUUGUAUUUGCCCCAGAAACUAAUGACAUUUUACUGUGUUUGGGACACAUUGACAUUUCACCCUCAUUGUGACAUUUCACCUUGUGUCUCGCUGGCCUGUCGAGGUCAGGUAGAAGAUGACACUAGUUUCUUGCCUUUGUGUUAGUUAUAUAUCUAGUUCCAUUGUUCUGAUGUUGAGAACAUCUGCCAGGUGUCUGGGGAGCAAAGAGAUUACAUUGUCUAGAACUGCUGAGGCUAGAUGAGUUUUGCUGCUGCUGGCAACCUUAUUGAGUGAGUGAACGAGUGAGCCGGUGGGUGAGUGAGUGAACGAGUGAGCCGGUGGUUGGGUGAGUGAGUGAACGAGUGAGGUGGUGGGUGGGUGAGUGAGUGGAUGGAUAGGAUGGGUGGAUGGGUAAGUGAUUGUGUGAACGAGUGAGACGGUGGGUGAGUGAGUGGAUGGAUAGGAUGGGUAAGUGACUGUGUGAGCGAGUAGGCGAGCAAGUCAGUGUGUCAGUUAGUGAGUGUGUUAGUUCUCUUACUCGCUGCCUUUUCCAAUAUUCCCGCAACACUGCAGCGGAGACACCUGAAAUUGGUAUUACAAAUAGCGCCUGUUUCAGAGAUUUAAACCCAGGCCUUUAGCAGGACUACAGAUCACUUCAACCACUGGGCACCAACUGCCCCUUAUUCAUUGAGGUUGUUUAGGCAAAGGGUAAUUGAAAUGUAGGGAUGAUAAUAUUUCACCAUACUGCUGUUAGUAACAAGUAUGAUAUUAUGUAAUUGUGAGGUGAAGUAUUUGCUCUCCUGUUAUGUGAGGGUAAUUGUUGUUGCAGGUAUUUCUGUUUGUAAUUGUCUUUGUGCAUAUUUAGUGUGACACUGUCAGUAGUCAGGUCAAGUCUAAUCAACUUGCAUUUAUGGUUGAUGGAUGUAAAUAAGUCUUUUCUUGUCAUCUGACAUUUGAAAGCUGAAUGGCUGUGAAAAUAAUAUUUAGUUUGGUUUAGUUUUGUUUUAGUGUUUAGAAAAAUACUGCUGGUAGAAAUAGUAUUUUUCUGUGAAAUAGGUAUUUUGUUAGAAAUUUGAAAAUUAUAGAUGUUUAAACUUUGUACAAAAAAUUAUUUAUGUGAAAAAUUGAGCUAAAUGCACAAGGAGAUAACAAGUAUUUGUAAGGGGAGACAACCAAGGGGAAGUAACCUGGAACUUGAUGCAAGGGGGGAUAACCACAUACCUCCUGCAAAGGGACAUAACCAAGUACUUGCUGAAAAGGGAGAUAUUCAGAAUGGUAAAUUGCAACAAUGGUGUUCUUGGGUAUUGAGUCGCACUGAGCAUUUCCUUGUGCAAAUAUAGUUAUUUACAUUUUCUGUUGUUAUGGAUAUGAUCAAUGUUAUGUUUUACCGACAGCUUUUAUGUUUUGUACAAAUUGCCAGUGUUUCUAUGGUAGAGGCUAUUUACUUCUUCACUUCAAUAUUUAGCUUGUUUAUGUGAUAUAAAAAAUACACCACAUUAUCUGGCAUCAUGUUUCCAUGGUUACAUCACUGAAUAAUGGUAUGGACAGAAUAUUUUAAUUUUUUGUGUUGAGUUGUCAAGGUGAAAUUGACAAGACAAAAUAUGCCCAGAUUUAGAAAAGCUUUUUAUGUUUUAUGUUGAAAAACUUUUAGAUUGGUUGAUAAAAACAUGUACUUUUUACCAAUAUUAAGUAGAAAGCAACAGUGUUUUUAACUUUAACAAAACUAUUGCAAGCUAUCAAUUCUUUAGUAGUCACCCUACAUACACAGCAUUCCAGGAACACCAGCCAACAGCUACUAUAUAUAUUGUUUAGUUGCCAUGGCAACAGGUGCAUCAGGAAAUCAUGAUUAUGUAAACUUUCAUGAAAUAUAUUUUUCAUUUUCACAUGAUUUGAAUGUGAUGAUUUUAGAAAUGUUGUUAUGCCACACUGUUUCCAUGGUUACCUGUGGGCGUAUCUCGUAUUCCCUGAUUCAGUGUACAGUUUUUUAUAAUAAUGCUGACAGUGUGGACCAGGGUGUUUUACAUGUUUUGUCGGAAGACAUGCGGAGAUCUCUGAUGUCAUUUAAGACCCUUACAGACAUUUUAUUAGUGUUAUUCCAGCUGAAGGCUGACUGUGACACAUGCCAUAUUACAUGAUAUUGUUGUGGUUCUGACAUCAAUUCUUCAAUAAUUUUUUUAUAAUGUUAGAUGUUGUUUGGGAUAAACUGCACUCAAUCUAUAUAUUUUGAAAUAGGAAAAAAAUGUAAAAUAUCAUGUAAUUUGGUCAGUAUUGUUUGUAUAUGUCUAAGAAAUCUUUAUUCUAACACUGACAGGGCCAUCACUAAGCUUUGUGAUCUUGCCAUGUUAAAAUCUGUUUUCCAUUAAUUAGUAGAAGUACCCAUACCAACCUGACAAGUCUUGAAGUUAAAUUCUAUCAUAUUUUUUUAUAUAGUGACUAAUGAAAAACGGAAGACCUUGAGACAGUCAUAAAAUAAUGUGGUCAUGGAAUCAUUACCAUGUUGAUAUUUAGGAUUAUCAGGUAAACAAACCCCCUGUAUCUCCUUAUAAACCGACGUGUAGCUGUGAUGUUUAGUAUAAGCUUUAAUAUUUGAAUGAAGGGUCACAGGAAUGAAAUUUGUGUCAUUAACUAAUCAGUUUAUUUUACAGCUUAAGAUGACCUGAUGGUUAAUAUUCUUACUUGAUUACCAAAUGGUGAAACAUAACCAGUGUCAUAUAUUUCAUAUGUGCUCAUGUGAAGAUAUCACUUUUACCUUGGUUUCUGUAUUACAUCGUCUGUGACGUUAUUAACCACUUGAACAUGACAUCUAUGAAGAGUGUUAUUACACUUGCUUACCAUGUUUUACUGCACAAAUGUACAUGAAUAAAAUGGAUAAUGAAGAAAUUAUUGCACACUCGCUCUCACUCGGGCAAUACAAAAAUUCACACUUGUUUCAUGUAAGUCGUAUGGCACACUUGUGUGGGUUAUGUCUCCCAUUUGAUAUUAAGGUACAGUCUUCCCUCACAAUAACGCUCUUCGCGAUACCAUGGAUUCGGUUAAACCACGGGGUAAUCCAUAGUUCCCAUUAAAGAAAGUUGCCCAGCGAUCACACAUCUUCACGUCAUCGAAAAUAGCACUUCCACAAAUCUGAUGUUGAGCUCUGGCUAAUCACGUUAUAAACUAGUGAAAUUUAGUGUGGAUUGCAAUUAACAGUGUUUAUCGUAGAUAUCCAUGGUUUUUCAGAUGCUUAAAACAUGCAGGGUUUUCUCAAUAAUAAUCAGACGAACGGUGAAACAUCGUAAUAACUGAUAUAAAAGUCUAUUAGUUUUGACUGGGCACAAUACACGAAAUAGCAGUUUUGUUAUGUCCAUGGAAAAUACGAUUUUACUUGGCCUUUGUUCCGCGUUAUGUAAUAGUUACUGUAACACGGGGGGCCAUCCAUGGACCCCAAGACCCACGUUAUGGCAAGGGAUGACUGUAUUUUAACUCGGCAAAAUGAAAGAUCAACAGAGUGGAUGCCAAGACAAUUCUCUUUGGGAGAAAUGUUUUGUCCUCACACAUAAGACUGAGGUACGUUUGCCAACUGUUGUUAAUAUUAAUGUUUUGAAAACAGUCCUCAUUGAAUAUUGCCAGUAGUGUUGGCAUCAGUAGUAGUUAGGCUUAUGGACAAACAUGGGUCACAGGAUGGACUGUUAACACCUGUUUUGGAGGUGUUUUUCUUGUGCAAGAGUUGAUCACGAUUCACUGAGUUUUAAAAUCACUCAGAUUCCCUGGUUAAACAACAUACUCUAAGGGCCAGUUGGUAGAAGCUCAACUGCCUUGCUACAGGCUAUUGAUGUUUUCCUUGAUAUCUUUGUUAUGAGAGGCUUCUGUCUCAUCUUUGUGCCAACUUCAAGCAAGGGCAAGUAACUCUAAUGACACUACAUUGAUGUUGCUCUUGCAUUCAUUCCUUACUCUUCACAUGUGUAACUUUCCUCAAAACACAAAAUGUUUAACAUGCUUUAUUUCCAGUCUUAUCACAAGAGAUAUUUAAUAGACUGUUCAUUUAUCAUGGGGUAUAAGACUGGGGUUUUUCUUGUGGACAUGCACAAACCCCACCUAUGUAAUAUUUGUUUAACCACUGAACACCCAUCUUAGUAUAUGUAAUGUUCUUAUAAAUAAUGUAAAUAUUGUAUAACUUUAACUUUUGAAUUUGAAAAUAGAACCAUGUCAUUUUCAUCAAGGUCUGUGAGUUCGACUGGCAAACAAGUCACUAGCCCUUCCUUUCUAACCACUGAUAAAUACUGGUUUUAAGUUUUGGAUGUUUUUGUGCCACUAAUCACUAUAGUAAGUCAAAAUAGGAAUCCUAACAGGAAUCCCAAUGUUGGUUUUGGUAUUUAUUAGUAGUUUGUAGUCCAUGUAUGGUACCAAAGUUCCAAAGUGCUAUAUUAUAUACCAGACAGCUGAUAUCAUGGUGGAUGUAAUCCAUAUGGGAUAACUAUUUAUUUAUCAAUACAAUUAGUCAACAAGUAAUUUCAUUCUAGAUUCCCGUCAUUCCUUGUUUCAUAUAUCUUUCUUAAUCAUUGCAAAGGUCACUGUAUUAUUUAAAAUUAGUUGUCAGUGGAAAUAUACACAUAGCAAUUAAUUAAGCACCACUUGAUUAUUUACUCCCUGUAAAUAAUUCUGUCUGCGGUAUGCAAUUCAGUGAUUAACAUCAUGAGCAUCAAGGUCAAAUCUCUUCAUUCAGAAAUAUCUUUAUGUAUGUUAUCCUAACAACAUGUUUGGCAUACAAAAUGUGUAUGUGUUUUAAAAUGAUGUGCAAUGUUUAAUCUGUGAUGAGUGAAUAAAUGAAAAUGUGUGAUA
Messenger RNA from Haliotis rubra (blacklip abalone), 7405 nucleotides. Its product is annotated as SEC14-like protein 2. The record is from RefSeq and is a predicted model, not a curated record. NCBI's taxonomy places the organism in Eukaryota, Metazoa, Mollusca, Gastropoda, Lepetellida, Haliotidae. The transcript has 12 exons. Gene Ontology annotation, cellular component: cytoplasm. Bases 93 to 1316 code for a protein of 407 amino acids.